AUGGGCAUCGGCCGCGACAGCCGACACAAGCACUACAAGACCGGCGGUCGCAGCAAGACUUCCAUCAAGAAGCGUAAGUAUGAGAUGGGCCGCCCUGCCACGCCCUGCAAGCUGGGCGCCAAGCGUGUGCGCCGCGUGCGCUGCCGGGGCGGCAACAUGAAGUACCGUGCCUUGCGCUUGGACAGCGGCAACUAUGCCUGGGGCUCUGAGAAUGUGACCAAGAAGGUGAGGAUCUUGGAUGUGGUCUACAACGCCACCAGCAACGAGCUCGUCCGUACCAAGACACUGCUGAAGAACACCGUCGUGCAGAUUGAUGCCCAUCCAUUCAUGCAGUGGUACUUGAAGAAAUAUGGUAUGGAUGUCGGCAAGAAGAAGAAGGGUGCACAGAAGGAGGAGAAGGCUGAGGAUGAGACCAAGCGUUCUCGCCACGUGAUCUUCAAGCAGAAGGCCAGGGCCUCCAAGACCAAGCUGGAGCCAUGGUGCAAGUUGCUGGCUGUCAGGCUAUUGUUCAAUCCAUCCUUGGUCGAUCCUGAGAUAUCCUAA
Durusdinium trenchii is the source of this 543-nucleotide messenger RNA. NCBI's taxonomy places the organism in Eukaryota, Dinophyceae, Suessiales, Symbiodiniaceae. The record is from the annotation of a GenBank genome assembly.